AUGCGGGGGUUGGUUCGACUUUUACUGGACAAGCUGGAGUUCGACUUGGGACUUCGUGAGACACACCAGUCCCGUUUCGCUCUCAAGUUCGAGUUGCGUUCCACUGCGGAUGCGUCUACCCCCUUCAUUUGUCCGUUAGAUCUACCGAUUACUCAGCGGAAACCAUCUGGAGAUCUGGUUGAUAAUGUGGAGUAUUUUAGCCAUAUGAUAGACAUUGUGCUGCAAACAGGAGCACGCCUUACGCAGCUCGCUUAUCCGUCGGACCAACCGAAACCGACAGAUAUCCUUUCUUUGCCGGAAGUGUUUGCACGAUGGCUCUUGUUAGAAAAGAAGUUGGCCUCCGGACGUCUGGAUGAACUGUUGUCGGCGCCCAACGCGUGGUCUAUGAUUUCAGAGGAGAAUCCUCGACCACAAUGUGCCGAGGACUUUGUCGCUCUGCUUCAGGCGGUUGGUCUACGUGGUCGUCAGUUGACGGAUCGUGUAUCUCGUACCCGAUUUUUACGAGUUCAACUCAAUUUGAUCCAACUAUUUUACGAUCGUUUGUUAGCCCAUGCUCGCUGUGAACCAGACUUUGUACUGAAAGAUAUCAAAGCCGUGCCGAAGGAUCAAACAUCGGAUGAGCCCCGGCAAGCCUCAGGUGGUCUAAGCCGACUGUUUGGCGCUUUGGGUGCGAUGGGUUCAAAAGCCACGAGNGAGUUCUCUCAAAGCGUCUGGCCAGUUGUCCACAUUGAAUUUGUUUUCCGAUCUCUCACAACCAAUCCAGUCCGGUCAAUCGAUUGCCGUGUUAAAUGCGUUGGUGCAUGUGAGAGAUACGCUUCUCCUAUUGGGUAA
Molecule: messenger RNA, 831 nt
Organism: Echinostoma caproni
Lineage: Eukaryota; Metazoa; Platyhelminthes; Trematoda; Plagiorchiida; Echinostomatidae
Source: the annotation of a GenBank genome assembly